AGUGUCACAAAAUCCAGAAUCACUCAGAAAAAACACGUAGAAAGACAGUCGGGUGUGUGAUGUAAUUUCUUUUCAUCACUGUAUAUGAUUUCUUGGAGUUUCUUGGGUUUCUUGUUCGUUUUUUAGUAAAAUCUUGAAAAAGGGGGAUCUGGGUGUGUUAAAAUACCUUGCUUUCCAUCUGGGUUUCCAAAGAUUUUGGGGGGAAAACCCAAAAGAUAUAAAGAUCCAAUCAAACCCUUAUUAGGGUUAGUUCCCAAACAUUCUUGAGUCAGAAAGCUUCAAAUCUUUUCUCAACAGAAGCCUUUGGGAAUUGAUGGUUAAAUCUCCAGGUUACAGAAUGGUAGGAGGGAAUGGUUUGUUCUUUCCAAUACUUGGAUUUGCAUCAAUUGUUGCUUUUAUUUAUUUAUCUUUUGGGGAUUUAUUGUCUGUAAGAUACAAAAAUGAGAUCAGUUUGAGUUUUGUGGAGAGAAAUGGAAGCAACUUCAUUGUGGAUGGUGAAUUGUUUUACAUCAAUGGUUGGAAUUCGUAUUGGUUCAUGGACCAUGCUGUUCAUUACGAUAGCCGACCAAGGAUCCGAGCCAUGCUUCAAGCCGCAGCUAAGAUGGGUUUGACUGUUUGUAGAACCUGGGCUUUUAAUGAUGGUGAUUACAAUGCUCUUCAGAUUUCCCCUGGACAAUUUGAUGAAAGGGUAUUUCAGUCGUUGGAUUAUGUGAUUGCCGAAGCCAGAGAAGUUGGAAUUAGGCUUCUGCUUAGCUUAGUUAAUAACUUGGAUGCUUACGGUGGCAAGACUCAAUAUGUGAAAUGGGCGUGGACUGAAGGCGUCGGGUUGAGCUCAUCUAAUGAUUCAUUCUUUUAUGAUCCAUCGAUUCGCAUUUAUUUCAAGAACUAUCUCAAGACUAUCUUAACAAGGAAGAACACAAUAACAGGACUCGAGUACAGAGAUGACCCUACCAUCUUUGGUUGGGAGUUAAUCAAUGAGCCCCGGUGCAUCACCGACCCUUCUGGCGACACUUUGCAAGGGUGGAUAGAAGAAAUGUCGACCUUUAUAAAAGCAAUCGACAAUAAACAUCUAUUAACCGUUGGUCUUGAAGGAUUUUAUGGUCCUAAAAGUCCCAAGAGAAAGACGGUUAAUCCAGAAUUUUGGGCCGCUGAUAUGGGAGUGGAUUUUAUUCGCAACUCUGCGCCCUCGACCAUCGACUUCGCCUCUGUUCAUAUUUACCCUGAUCAAUGGUUUAAAAAGAAAAGUCUUCGAGGAAAACUAAAAUUCGUGGCGGAAUGGAUGCACUCUCACAUCGAAGACGGGGAGCAAGUGCUAAAAAAGCCCGUCAUGUUUACUGAAUUUGGAUUGUCCGAUCUAAACAAAGGUUUUGACCCUUCACAAAGAGAUGAAUUCUACAAAAUUGUGUUUGAUGUUAUAUAUGAAUCAGCAAAGAAGAAAGGAGCAGGGGCGGGAUCAUUUGCGUGGCAGUUUUUGGUGGAAGGAAUGGAGGAUUUUAACGAUGAUUUUGGAAUAGUGCCGUGGAAGAGAGCUUCGACAUAUAAAAUUAUAACCGGGCAUACUUGCAGAUUAGCGAAAAUUCAUGGGACGGUUACACCAGUAACAGGAAAUUUGAAAGAUAUAUGUAAUGGUAGAUGGUAAAACAAACUUAUAGUUCUUAUGAUUUUGAUCGAAAUAAUUUGUUUGUUU
Messenger RNA from Cynara cardunculus var. scolymus (artichoke), 1687 nucleotides. RefSeq names its product mannan endo-1,4-beta-mannosidase 2-like. Bases 314 to 1639 code for a protein of 441 amino acids. NCBI's taxonomy places the organism in Eukaryota, Viridiplantae, Streptophyta, Magnoliopsida, Asterales, Asteraceae. The record is from RefSeq and is a predicted model, not a curated record. Gene Ontology annotation, molecular function: hydrolase activity, hydrolyzing O-glycosyl compounds. The transcript has 5 exons.